Messenger RNA from Oryza sativa Japonica Group (Japanese rice), 1494 nucleotides. The record is from RefSeq and is a predicted model, not a curated record. Lineage: Eukaryota; Viridiplantae; Streptophyta; Magnoliopsida; Poales; Poaceae.
UGAAUUAAAAACGUAUGCGUGGGAUCCGUUUGUCACUCACACACAUGAAAAAUUGUGGGGCCCACUGACAUGUGGGCCCCACAUGUCAUUCCCCUCUCUCUUUCUUCUUCCUCAGUUCCUCCCUCUUCCUCCCUUCUCUCUUUUUCUCUCUCUUCUCUCCGGAGCAAGUGCAUCGCGCCGUGUGCCCUCACCGCCGGGGCAAUCUCCACAAGCGACUCCGGCCACACCGCAACGUCCGCCGACCGCCGCCACGCCAUCCUCCGCGAGUCAAACACCAUCCUCUUGCGCGGUGUGGUUGCGUCGACACAGCAGACGAGCCCCCGGAUGCCUCCUCCGCAGCAUCCUCGUCACCAACCCGCAGCGCCGCGCGAGGGGAUCUUGUGGCGUCCUCGUCACCAACGAUUGCUUCCGGCGAGGGGAAUGGCGGCUGCUCUGCGAGAUACACCGACAGAAGGUGACGCCGCCGGCGCCAGCGACGACGACAACGACGACGAUGGGGGAGGUCACGGUCGCGGCCGCGAUCCCGAUGGCGCUGCCGGUGACGACACGGGAUUACUCCCCGGUGCUAUCCGGCGAGGAGCAGGUCAUAUCCUCCAGCUCAUCCCCCAAGCCCCCGCUCAUGCUGCCGCAGGCGCCGUCCGGCUCCGGCUCCGGCGGUGUCGAGUCCAGUGACAUGGGGGAUGAGAACGAGCAGCUGCGGUGGGAGGACGUACAGCUCGCGCGGGAGCUCAGCCAGACGAGGAAGCUCUACAACAACAUCCUCCCCCUCAUGUCCAAGUACUUCGACAUCGAGCUACUGCGUGGAGCACCAUCCUCAAGGCGGUGAGGGCGCACGGCGCGAUGCACUUGCUCUGGAGAGAACUAGAGAAGGGAGGAACCGAGGAAGAAGAAAGAGAGAGGGGGAUGACAUGUGGGGCCCACAUGUCAGUGGGCCCCACAAUUUUUUAUGUGUGUGAAUGACAAACGGGUCCCACGCAUACGUUUUUAAUUCAAAUGCCACCUAAGUGCCACGUCAACCUCACAGAUCCGCCACAUCAGCGCUAUGCCAGCAAAACCGCUCUCCAAAACCACCAAGGGAGUCAAAUUGCACCGGUUUCAAUAGUUCGGGGGUCGAUAUAUCCGGUUUUGCGGUUUAGGGAACCGUUAAUGGUAAGUUUGUCUCACAACCACCAUCCACUUAUAUUUGGGCAUCGCAAAAUAGCCCCCACAUAGCUAGUUUUAAUAAAAACGAAUAGGGCCAUUUGUAUAAUUACUUGGGCUUGUUCAUCCAAACGAAACCCAAGUAUUAUUUCUCCGUUAUUUAAUUAAUUCUCAUGGUAAUUGAAAUAGUUUUUUUUUCAAAUAAAUUACAUCACAUAUAUGUAUAUACACAUAUCACUACACACGCUACACCACACUCACAUUCCUGCAAAAUGUUACUUGUGAUAUUUUUCUUUUCAAGACCUGUCCUCGGCUCCUUGGCACAUGAUGGCCGGCAUGCACGUCCAUGAGAAG